ACAGCAAAAUCUUUUUGUCAUUGUCAGUAGAAAACAAUUCUGCUUAGUGGAUUAAUUUAUCGAAGAAACAAAGAUUUACUUUGAACAUUUAAAUUAAUUGCCAGCCAAGAUGGUGUUGGAGAGUACUAUGAUUUGUGUAGAUAACAGCGAUUACAUGAGAAAUGGAGACUUUUUGCCUACUAGAUUACAGGCCCAACAAGAUGCGGUAAAUUUGGUGUGUCAUUCAAAAACACGAUCAAAUCCUGAGAAUAAUGUUGGAUUAUUAACUUUAGCUAAUGUUGAAGUAUUGGCUACUUUAACUAGCGACGUUGGUCGCAUACUCUCUAAACUUCAUAGAGUGCAGCCAAAUGGUAAUAUCAACAUCUUAACUGGUAUCAGAAUCGCGCAUUUAGCUCUUAAGCAUCGCCAGGGAAAGAAUCACAAGAUGCGAAUUGUUGUCUUCGUUGGUUCCCCUGUGAGUACUGACGAAAAAGAGCUUGUUAAACUGGCUAAGAGACUCAAAAAGGAGAAAGUCAAUUGUGACGUAAUUUCUUUUGGAGAGGAUUCAGAUAAUAAUCCUUUACUCACGACGUUCGUUAACACGCUCAAUGGAAAAGACAACACGUCAGGAGGUAGCCAUCUAGUGUCAGUACCAGCUGGCGGAUGUGUUGUAUUAUCUGAAGCAUUGAUCUCUAGUGCAGUUAUUGGUGGGGAUGGUGCUGGCCCAUCUGGAUCUGGCUUGUCACCAUUUGAAUUUGGUGUUGAUCCCAAUGAAGAUCCUGAGCUUGCUCUGGCUCUGAGGGUGUCUAUGGAAGAACAAAGACAGCGUCAAGAGGAAGAGUCUAGGCGUCAACAAACAGGAACGGAGGGUGAAACACCCAAAGCUGGGGAAGGUCAAGGUACUGGUGUAGCUCAUGGCCGUGAACCAAUGGAAUUAUCAGAAGAAGACCAGAUUGCAUUGGCAAUGCAAAUGAGUAUGCAACAAGAUGCCCCACAGGCUGAAGAAAGCAUGGAUGUUCCUGAAGAGUAUGCUGAAGUCAUGAAUGAUCCAGCAUUCCUUCAGAGUGUUCUUGAAAACUUACCUGGUGUUGAUCCUUCAAGUGAAGCCAUCAGAAAUGCUAUGUCCACCAUCAAGAAAGAUAAAGAUGAGAAGGAAGAUAAAGAUCAAAAGGAUAAGGAUGGUAAAGGUUCGGGUUCCAAGGAAAAUUAAAAGAUAUUUUUCAAUUUUUUUAUUUAAUUAUGCUCGUAACUUUGCAACAAUUUUGUCAAACACCACAAUAAAUAUAUACAUAGUUCACCAUGAACAGUUUAUUUCCAAGAUACCCAGUUGAGUCCUUCUAUUUUCUCAUAUCCUGUAAUAAUAGACAUUUGCAUUAGUUUUAAUAAAGAAAUGUACACAUA
This is a messenger RNA of Pieris brassicae (large cabbage white), 1380 nucleotides long. RefSeq names its product 26S proteasome non-ATPase regulatory subunit 4 (gene Rpn10). The transcript has a single exon. Bases 110 to 1189 code for a protein of 359 amino acids. Gene Ontology annotation, molecular function: polyubiquitin modification-dependent protein binding. Gene Ontology annotation, biological process: proteasome-mediated ubiquitin-dependent protein catabolic process. Lineage: Eukaryota; Metazoa; Arthropoda; Insecta; Lepidoptera; Pieridae. Gene Ontology annotation, cellular component: proteasome regulatory particle, base subcomplex; cytosol; nucleus. The record is from RefSeq and is a predicted model, not a curated record.